AUGGUUGAAGCCAGCGAGGCCUUCCAGACUGCUGCCUCAGCCGUCAAAGAUGAGUACGAGUUCAUCGAUAUCGCUCCUAAGGACGGACCGUUGUAUCAAGCUUACCACCGGGCUCGAAAAGCUCACCGGGCUCUGAAGCAGCGGCUGCAGAAUCAGCUACAGGCAUAUCAUCGUCAGGCCUACUUCGAGGACAAAAGCCUCGCAGUGAUCGAGGCGCAGCUUCAAGACGUGGUUCAGCGGCCUACUCUAGAGAUUGAGGAGGAGCACCACCACCACAUACCCGAGCGAGCAUAUUUGGCAAGCUUGGCAAAGAGCGUAGAAGAUAUCAGGAAACAGCCACUCAGCCAGCGGGCAACUGCUGUCCACGCGCUGGCUCAACUGUGCACCUUGGUGGAAGCAAGGCCGACGAAGUCUCGCUCGGCGUCACCGGGAACCGGCGGGACCAAGGCCAAUUGUAAAGAAUCCGAAGUCGUGAGCUUUCCGAUUGAGUGUCACAAGCUUCAGUGUCUAUUCUGUAUCGGAGACGAAAGACUGUCAUUCAAGGAUCAAACGCGACUCUUCUGUCGGGAACAGAAGUUAUGGAAUCACACGAAGAACCACCUCGACCCAAUCCAGCAUUUGAGCGAAGUACACUGCCCACACCCAUAUUGCCGCCGACGACCUGUAGCGUUGCAAGGCAUACAGCACCUCAAGAACCACGCGUAUGCUGUGCACGGCAUCAGAUUGCAGAAGGCUUGA
Zasmidium cellare ATCC 36951 is the source of this 738-nucleotide messenger RNA. RefSeq lists its product as uncharacterized. NCBI's taxonomy places the organism in Eukaryota, Fungi, Ascomycota, Dothideomycetes, Mycosphaerellales, Mycosphaerellaceae. The record is from RefSeq and is a predicted model, not a curated record. Bases 1 to 738 code for a protein of 245 amino acids. The transcript has a single exon.